Penicillium macrosclerotiorum is the source of this 681-nucleotide messenger RNA. RefSeq lists its product as uncharacterized. Lineage: Eukaryota; Fungi; Ascomycota; Eurotiomycetes; Eurotiales; Aspergillaceae. The transcript has 2 exons. The record is from RefSeq and is a predicted model, not a curated record. The coding region runs from base 1 to 681 and encodes 226 amino acids.
AUGAGUAAAUGCCUUCACGCCUGCCGCAACCACCAAACUUCUUUCACCAGUCUUCUACACACUCUAAUCAAAGUGACGCUUGCGACAGAAUUCUACCCCGAUGCCAAGUUUAACCAUUCACAACUCGCCUUGGACGUUCGACCCUAUAUCAAACCUCAUAAUAGGAAGCAUGUUAUGAGUUGUUCGGUAUCAAUUAUCUCAAGUUUUGAUUGGUUAUCUCAAUUCCGCAGGGCAGGAAAGCAAACUUCGACGAGCGGGGAUACGCUGGAUGAUGCGGAUCUACUGUGGGAGCUUGCGCGCAAGCAUAGGGCAUAUGUUCUCAAUGAUAUUCAUCACAAACAGUCAUGGAAAACAGCAUGGCUCUCUAUACAGCUGAUUGGCGAAGAUGAGGAAGACUAUGCGAAGGAUUUUAUUCGUGGCCUGAAACUUGCGCAGCCCAAUUGCUUUUCAAUUUCCAACCUUGGCGCUUACGAUGCCAGCCAGUCAGCAAGCCAAGCUGUUCACAACGGGCCGUGGUCCAUCACUAACAUGGAAUUCUCUGCUGGGGCUUGGAAAUCAGGAUUUGGAGCAAAUUUAAAUUUCAAUGUGGCUGGGGUUCGAAACGGAUCUACUAUCAUACAUGCCAACCAUGAAGUGGUCGACCAUGAGAUGUUCUUGAUCGAAUUUGGGGAAGCUGAGUAG